CCCAAGGGAGAGGACGCAGCUUGACAGACUGUAUCUCCCUCUGCCACGGGGCCUGGGGCGCUGCGAUUUCACACUCCAGCGGCCCUGUCACUGCUACGCCAUGCAAGAGCUGGGCUCUCGCUCCCACUCUGCCAUGUCCUCAUCAGGAAAAGCUGCCAUCGCCCCCGCCUGCCUCUCCUUCGAGUGCUUCGACACCCUGACCAAGUCGUGCAUCAAGUGCUCCGACCUGUUCCAGGACAACACAACAGAGCCUACCCUGGCACCCACCCUGACCAGCACCUUCCUGAUCUUCGGGGUCCCGGUGGUGGUGGGGUUCAUCCUGGUUCUGGCAGCCCUCUGUGUCUUCCUGGCCUGCAAGGAGGGAAAGCGGAGGCGAAAGAGGAAGGCAGCAGAAGAAGAGGACAAAGAAAACAUAGACACCACCAGCCCCCUGCCUGGCCAGGACUCUGCCAUGCCAGAGGGAGAUGGAGCCCUGAACCCAGCCCCAUGCCUUCAUCUUGUUGGGAGCCUGAAGAUGCCGGGGCCACCCAGGAAAGCCAGGGCAAAGCAGAGGCCGUGCUGCCAGGGCGAUGCUGAUGGCGACAUCGUUCUGCUCUCCGCUGUGUACCCCCGGCCUGAGGAAUGCAACCACAGCUUCCCGCUGCCCGCCACUGAGCUGGGGGCCACAGCUCUGGUCACCACCAAAACCACCCAGAACUGCGCCAGGGAGGAGACAGUCUGAGGGCAAGGGGAAUGCAGCUGGAGUGCUCUGGCCAAUCCCUGUGGACACUGACAGCCUGUUCCUCAGACAAGUGAAACCUUUCACGGGUAUGAGCUCUGUGAGGCCCAAGAUCAGCCUUUUAAGAUGACUGUCCUUUUUGUGCUGAGUCCCAAGUUACACCUGUAGAUGCUGGAGGAAGCCAAAGUGGAUCAUGCUGAGUUACAAUGAACUGUUGACAGCUGCCAUGGCUGAACCAUUGGGAGGUGGCAAAAACACAUCCUGUGAGGAUGGAAUGUGGCAGGGACUGCUGUGCCAUUUGCAAGGCAGCCAUUGUGCCUGGACAGGUCUCCUGCUGGAUGGGUAAUUACUGGGAACAUGGGGCUUGAACACCAGAAACUACAGGGGAAACGGAAGCAGGGAGUUACUUUAAGACCAAAUCCCACACAGCAGUAGCUCGAUUUUUGCUACUGACCUCAAUAAAAGGAGACUUGAGGUCAUAUGAAGCAAGGCACACUCAGCAUCUACUCCAUUUACAGUCCUGCCACCCUCUCUUCUGCACUCUGUGAUACCCAGGUCUUCCCACCCUCUGGGCUCUCUCACAGUGGCAGGCAUCCACCGGCAUUCAUGGGAACCCCCUCCACAGCCAGGUACCCUGGGGACAGGAAAAAAGUUCAUCUUAAGCAGUGAAGAGGGGAAAAAAAUCUGUCCUUGCUCUGAUCUAUAGUCCCUGAAGUUAGGGAGGACCAGGGGCAGGCAGUGGAGACAGCUAGUCCAGAGGAGCUCCCUGAACGUGUCAUUACAGCCCCAGACAACCGUCGCUUCAGCUCACUGUCGCUGCAGAAAUACCCUGUGUCACUUGGGAUGGAUGCUUCCACACUGCACAAAAGCAGUCAGGGAGAGAUGUGAGCGUAGGCAGGAUGACUUAAUUUAUGACAGUGUCCUCAAGGCUUUGCCUGUGUGCCAGAGCUGGCCGGCGCUGCUGAUCCCAGGCAUUUCCCCGUAGGUGGGUUUCUUCACCCGCCUGUAAGUGGCUUUGCUGCACAGGAAGGGCUCUGUUUGGGAAAUGAACUUGUUAGUGUGGGAUUGCUGAUCCUGAGUAAUUACAGCAGCUGAUGCCCACUGGCUGAACAAACACUCUGGGUUGGGUGAGAAGCCCCUGAAGAAGGUGACUAGUCACUUAGAAGUGCUUUGAGCGGUUAUUUACAUGAAGAACCAUCUCUGGGUCUGCUCUCCCUUAGAUGAGGUUGCUUCCUCAUCCGGGAGAUUUUGGACACUGAACAGAGCUGGAAAAGCAAGGUGUGGGGGCAUUGACACCAGUCACUAAUGGGCCACCAAGUGCCUUAUUCCCAGUAGGGUCAGUUGGAGGCACUGUGUGGAGGGGAUAUCCCUCUGAUGAUGGGAAGGUGACUCUCUGCCCAAGCCUGAGUUCUCUCUGGGGCUGCAGGAUAGAUGCUGCUGUUGAAGGGUGACCGCCUCUCUUUUCCGCUUUCUGUACUGCAGCCAGACUCGUGGCAUCUGUCCCAUAAGGGCAACCACAGGCACUGGCACAGGUGCCAAGGCCAAAAUUACUCACCACAAUUCCUCUCCCAGAUCUUAAUAGACUGGCAGAGGUGAAGCCUCAUCUGACUGAAGCUCCGCAUGAUCCAGGAUGGGAUGGAUCCCCAUCUCAGCCUUGGGGCUGAGGAUGAUGGAUGAGGUGGUCCUCGUGCCCAGUGACACUCUCCUGGGGCUCCAGACACCUGUGGCAGAAGCUGGAGGUUCAAAGGCUGGUGUCCCAGCUACCCACAACAGCCAUCCUGCCCUUUGCAGAGGGGGUAUUGCCACAGCAUGAAUCAGACAUCUCCUCAUCCUCAUGCUCCACAUCCAACCCUGUGCAGUAACUUCAAACAACCUUUGUGUAUCUGGAGUGGGGAAAAGAGCUGAAGCCAGGUCAGGAGAUGUUUUGUCAUUAGAGGACUGCUUCUGGGAGAUAGAGCAACCUGUUUCAGGGGAGAUGCGGGUGAUACAAAAAUGGAGCAGAACUGUUAGGAGCCACCUCCAGUUCCCUCCCAGUGACAGCAGCAGCCCAGCCCUGUGGAUGCACUGCCCACCCCAGAUGAUCUGGGAAUUUGAAAAAGAAACACCCAUACAAAUCCUAUUGAAAAAGCUCCUCUUUCUGCUCAGGUAAGGACUUCUGUUCUCAUUUCUGCUGGAGCUUAAGCCCUAUGGACACCUCCCUAUAUGGCUCAACCAGUGAGUGCCCCUUGGAUCUCCUCUCUGUUAUGGCAUGUGAGAUGUGUUCCCUGCAUCGCGUCUGCCCGACUGCCAGCUCUGGUGGGGCAGGGGUCCCCUUCUGUUCAGUCUGCCCAGGAGGGAUCUGUGACCUGCUCUGUGCACUGCUCCAUCCUUACGUACAGGACAGAGGGCUGUCCAUUUUGUCUGCAUGGAAAGCCGAGGGAAUAGAGAUUAAAAAUAUGGCAGUAAAAAUUAAAGAAUAAAGUGAAUCCAUCGUCAA
Molecule: messenger RNA, 3194 nt
Organism: Serinus canaria (Common canary)
Lineage: Eukaryota; Metazoa; Chordata; Aves; Passeriformes; Fringillidae
Product: tumor necrosis factor receptor superfamily member 13C-like
Exons: 3
Coding region: 101-721 (206 amino acids)
Biological process (GO): tumor necrosis factor-mediated signaling pathway; positive regulation of B cell proliferation; T cell costimulation
Cellular component (GO): external side of plasma membrane
Molecular function (GO): signaling receptor activity
Source: RefSeq, a predicted model, not a curated record